AUGAAAAAAGAACAUUUAUUAAUCAGUUUUAUUUAUACAUUAAUUAGUGGAAUAUGGACAUCAUUUAUUAUGAUUGUUGUACAUAAUCGUGUACCCAAUGUGCUCGGUCAUCAUCUUGAUUGUACUCCAUUGAAAUAUGGUACUUCCGAAGAAAUUUUAUCUCGUUGUAUACAAAUAUUUCUUUUUCAAGGAUUAUUAUUUCAAGGUGUACUUUCAUAUGGUGAUUGUAUAUUUUCUAGUCAUACAGUUAUAUUAACAUUAUUAAAUCAUUGUAUUACAGAAUGUAAAAAAAAAAAAAGACAAGCAAUAUAUAUAUGUAAAUCUUUAAAUACAACAUCUAAUUUUUAUGUUAUACAUCUAUUUUCAUGGUUCUGUAAAAUAUUUAGUAUGAUAUUAAUUCAAUAUUAUACCAUUGAUGUAUUUAUUAUAGUUAUUUUUUUAACAAGUCGUUUAUUUCUAUAUUAUCAUUCAUUAACUAAUAAUGCUAUUUUACAUUCAAAAUCAGAUAAUUGUUUAUCAAUAUGGUUUUCAAUCUAUGAUACUUAA
This is a messenger RNA of Rotaria sp. Silwood1, 546 nucleotides long. The record is from the annotation of a GenBank genome assembly. NCBI's taxonomy places the organism in Eukaryota, Metazoa, Rotifera, Eurotatoria, Philodinida, Philodinidae.